AUGGAUCCGGGGGAUCUGCUGGGCCGCCGGAUCCCGCGCCGGGGGGUUGUGGAGCUGUGUGGGGCACCGGCUCCCUCUGGACUGAGCUACGGCCGCUGGAUCCCAGCCCGGGGCACGGUGGAUCUGCCUGGGGCUCCCACCGGGAUUGUGCUCCCGCCACCGGAUCACAGCGGAUCUGCUCGGGCGCUGGGCAACGCCCGGGCCUCCUCCCGGCACUGGAUCCCACGCGGGAUUGCAGGGGAUCUGCCUGCGGAUCCCGCUCUGGGGGUGACCCUGCGCCGGGCGUCCUCCGGCAAGAGCCGCAAAGAGAAGAGCAGCAACCGCCUGUCCAUGGGCAGCAGGGAGGCGGCGGAGGGUCCCGGCCGCCCCUCGGGCUCCCCCUUCCUGCCCUUCUCGUGGUUCUCGGACAGCGCCAGGAGCUCGGGCUCCCCCGGCUCCGCAUCCCCCUGCGGCUCCCCCCGGCACGAGGGGCUCAGCCCCGCCAAAUCCGCCUCCCAGGACUCGACGCUGAGUGAGGACUCCCCCCCGCCCAGCAGCAGCCCCCGCCUGCCCGGGCCCCCCCGCGCCAAGUGCUCGUACCCCUACCACACCCUGUCCCAGUCCUCGGACGAGUUCCUGGAGGAGCCCCCGGGCGCGGCCGCGGGCUGGACGUGCCAGCAGGUGGGGCAGUGGCUGCAGAGCCUGAGCCUGGAGCAGUACGUGCAGGACUUCUCUGCCCACGGCGUGGACGGGCCCCGGCUCCUGCACCUCGACGGGGCCAAGCUCAAGGCGCUGGGGGUGGGCAGCUCCCAGGACAGGGCGGUGCUGAAGAGGAAGCUGAAGGAGCUGAGCCUGGCGGCCGAGAGGGAGCGCAAGGCCCAGGAGAAGGCGGAGAAGCAGCGGGAGAAGCAGAAGAAGAAGGAGCUCCAGGAGCAGCGGUGGAGUUAAGGGGGGGCCUGGGAGCGCCCCUGCACCCCCUCCCCACCCACAGCCCCCCCCGGCGUGGGACACACUGGCGUGGCUGAGGGACGUGCCAGGCUGAGACGAGCACGGAGCACCACGUGCCCCCCGCUCCUCCAGCCCCCUCCCCACCUGCACCCCUGCACCCCACGGGCACAGCCGGGCCCCCCCCCUCCAGGGGCCCCUUUUCCAGAUGCAAGUGGCACAUUGGACACCCCCACCCUGCCCCGUCACCCCCCACCCCAUCAGCAGCACCCCAAGGGGGGCAGAGGGGUCACGGCCAGCACUGGCUGGGGACAGCGUGUGGCCUGACCCCCCCCCACACGGGGACACUCCCCAGUUGGGGUGUGGGGGGUGAUUGCUGACCUCCCCACACCCCCCAGCCCCAAAUACGGCGCCCCAGAGACCACGCCAGGAAAUAAAAGGGUAUCAAGGGCCAGUGCAAACCA
Messenger RNA from Neopelma chrysocephalum (saffron-crested tyrant-manakin), 1388 nucleotides. It is a transcript of the gene SAMD14, whose product is annotated as sterile alpha motif domain containing 14. Gene Ontology annotation, molecular function: actin filament binding. The record is from RefSeq and is a predicted model, not a curated record. Gene Ontology annotation, biological process: neuron projection development; calcium-mediated signaling; actin filament organization. NCBI's taxonomy places the organism in Eukaryota, Metazoa, Chordata, Aves, Passeriformes, Pipridae. Bases 1 to 927 code for a protein of 308 amino acids. Gene Ontology annotation, cellular component: postsynaptic density; dendrite; cytoplasm. The transcript is spliced from 6 exons.